Molecule: messenger RNA, 2886 nt
Organism: Osmia lignaria (orchard mason bee)
Lineage: Eukaryota; Metazoa; Arthropoda; Insecta; Hymenoptera; Megachilidae
Product: proton-coupled zinc antiporter SLC30A2
Biological process (GO): zinc ion transmembrane transport; response to zinc ion
Cellular component (GO): plasma membrane
Molecular function (GO): zinc ion transmembrane transporter activity
Source: RefSeq, a predicted model, not a curated record
GUUAGUUAGGUGGUCAGCCGCGAAAGCGACGGGUGCUAACGCGUACAGUCUAGUCAACGGCGAUGUGUUUUUCGGCGCGCGUGUUAUUUCUCUUCCAGGAUUUAUAAUCGUGUACAAUAUCGUCGUCGGAAGAGCGUUUUGUAUACGUGGCUGACAGAUGGACGGAAACUGAACGGUUUUGCAAAUCGUCCGAGAAGCCAAAUAACAAAAAGCUCGAAAGGAAAGAAGAUAAAGGGAGAGAGAGAGAAAGAGAGCGGGACGCAGUGUGUCGUUGAUCGUGUAGAAACGAUCGAUUGGUAACUGGGAUCAGUACUGGUCGAUAUCUGAUCGAUGAAAUUCCAUCGACAUCACGGGAAGCUUGCAGUGGAUCGCGGUUCCACGCGCGAUCAGGAAAUAACGGAAACAGGAAAGCACGAUACACCCGUGCCAGCGACGCUAUCGUUUUUCAAGCGCAACGAAGACGGAGCAAGCAACGAAACAGAUAGGAAGUUGGAAAGGCAGAAGCAGAUAGAGAAAACGGUUACGGGGGAAACGAUGGUUGCACGAGCCGAAGCGAAGUAGGAGGAAGAGGAUCGGUGGAGAUCUUGGAACGAGAGGAGGGGGAAAUCGAGUGACCGAGGGAGUAAGAGAGGGAGAGAGCGAGAGAAACUCGCCGAGAGUUAAGCUAUCUAGUAAAAUAAACGGACCAAGCCGGACCGAAGGUUUUCUACUAAAAGACGGCAUGAAGUGUCAAACGGAUUUUGUUGUUCCUGUAACCAGUGACGCGUAUACCAUCCAUCCACGACUAUCCGAUCGGCCUAGGACUUAACGCGACGAAUUCGUUCGACCGACGCGACGAUUCUACUGCCGCGCCCCCUUCUCCAUCGUCAUCGCGUCUGUCGUUCUCGUCUCCUUUCGCUUUUCUUUUCCAUAUUUUCAAUCGAUCCAUCGUCCGGCGAAUCGAUCCGUCCUGCUUGUCGUACGUCACGAUCAGCAUCGAGAUCCACCGUACAAGCAACGUUCCGAGGAUCAUGGACGACGAGAAAAUCAAGCUAUUCAAGGACAAGGCUAUAUAUGGGUAUGGGACGAGCAUACCACCGAAUAACAACGAGGUCGAGGAGAACGAUGUGACCUCUAGAAAAGUAAUCUUUUGCGUCCACGGGAAACUAUCGGGUUGUUGCACGGUCGUGAAGGGCGCGUCGAUCGACGAGAAUGGAAUCGGCGAUCUCCAAAAAAGUUCUUCCACCGUACCGGAAGAUCAUUGCCAUAGAGAAAGAGACGAGGAGAUCGAUAAAAAGGCAAGAAAGAAAUUACUGCUUGCUAGCGCGCUAUGCGUAAUUUUUAUGAUAGCAGAAAUCGUAGGUGGUAUAUGGUCAAACAGUUUGGCGAUCGCGACGGACGCAGCGCAUCUGUUAACCGAUUUCGCGUCGUUCAUGAUCUCCCUGUUCUCAAUAUGGGUUGCGAGCAGACCAGCGACACGGAAGAUGCCUUUUGGCUGGUACAGGGCGGAAGUAAUAGGAGCUUUGACUUCGGUUCUACUCAUAUGGAUAGUGACUGGAAUCCUUUUUUAUUUGGCAGUCGAGAGGAUAAUCCACAAAGACUUCGAAUUGAAUGUCACUGUCAUGUUGAUCACCUCUGCCAUUGGCGUUGCGAUCAAUCUAGUAAUGGGUUUGUCGUUACACCAGCAUGGUCACACACAUGGGCAUGGACACGAACACGAUUCGCACAAAACGAACAACGUGGAAAAUGGAAAAAUUGGCGAAGAUUUUCAUCACGAUAAGAAAAAUAUUAAUGUACGCGCUGCCUUUAUCCACGUUGUAGGGGAUUUCAUUCAGAGCGUAGGAGUGCUGGUUGCAGCGUUAGUUAUUUACUUCAAGCCAAAUUGGAGCAUAGUCGAUCCAAUUUGCACCUUUUUAUUUUCGAUACUGGUGAUGCUAACCACAGUGGCAAUAAUCAAAGACGUGAUGAACGUUUUAAUGGAAGGAAUUCCGAAGGGAUUCGAGUAUUCCCAGGUGGAGAGUACGUUUAUGCAAAUCGAGGGUGUGGUCAAGGUGCACAAUCUUCGUAUCUGGGCGCUCUCGUUGGAUAAAACAGCGCUUUCUGCUCAUCUCGCGAUAAAACCAGGGACAAGUCCUCAAGAUAUACUACGCACUGCAACGAGAAAUAUUCAUGACAAGUACAAAUUUUUUGAAAUGACCCUCCAGAUAGAGGAAUUCGACGAACGAAUGGAAAACUGCAAACAGUGUAAGGCAUUGUCACAAUAAUUACAAAUAUUUCUAUACCUAGCCACAUAAGGAGAUAACCGAUCGUGCCUUUCAACAAGGAUAACCAUUGAAAGUUGUCUCUACCGAUGAUUUGGUGAAUUUUCAAUCGAUCGGAAACGUGGUGGCAAAAGAGAAACUUAACUUAAACCUCGCAAAGGUUGCAAAUUACAACUUGAAAGAAUAAUGUUUACACGAACGCGUCUAAUCGAUUUCAUCGGUGAAAGUUACUUAUCAGGAAAAUAUCCAUUAUUACAGUUUUAUUUAUUUUGUAAGUGAAUUUUAGCGAAACGAUCGGGUAACAGUUGUACAGUAUCGAGUAUGGUAUCCUCAGGACUUCCCCAGAAAAGAUAACAAUGCUCUAGGCAUCCAUCCUUCCCCUUACGCGGCUACGGGGAAACUGCCGGCGUAAGGGAGAGAGCCUCCUUUAUAUAAGUCUGCGGCGGACCACUCACUUGCGCAUGCGCACUUACGCGGGAGAAUUUGAAUUAAUACUUAUGGAAGCCAACUUUGCUCGAUUCUUUACAAUCGUGAAUUCGUUUAUCGAAUACCCGCUUUACGUGAAACUUUGAUAAAUAUUGUUAAACAAAAUAUCGUACAGUUGUACGGAGAUGAAAUUAAAACAAAUAAAAAUCCUAUAUUUAAA